Molecule: messenger RNA, 1942 nt
Organism: Coregonus clupeaformis (lake whitefish)
Lineage: Eukaryota; Metazoa; Chordata; Actinopteri; Salmoniformes; Salmonidae
Exons: 6
Coding region: 309-932 (207 amino acids)
Source: RefSeq, a predicted model, not a curated record
CUGCAGAGAACAGAGCAGGCAUGUGACUGACUCACCUGCUGAGACAAGGAAGAAGGGAAUAAUUUGCUCAGUCCGUCUUCAAUCAGUCAACUAGUAGAGUAGGAGACUCAGUGAGUCAAUUGUGCAUCAGUGAUUCAGAGAUUCAGUGAAUCAGAACCUGUAUGUACUGUAGGUCAGACAUUUGGCAGGUCAUUUGAAUCAGGUGAUUCAAACAGAGAUUGAGCGAACCAGGUGACCAGGUGAUUCAGAUAGAGACAAGGUGAGCAGUUGAACCAGUUGAAGCAGGAACCAGGUGAACCAGUACCAGUAUGUCCAGUGUGGUCCAGUUCUCUCUGCUGCUGGUCCUCCUUCUAGCUGUGCCGGGUCAGGACUGUGCUACUGCCCGGGUCCAGAGGGAGACAAGGUCCAGGGCCAGGUCAGGCUGUGUGAAGGACGGGUUCUCUCGCUGUGUGGACCUGGCCAAACUGCAGCAACUGAUCCAGGACGUCCAGAACGGCUUCAAAAUCACGUCUCAUGAUGAGAGGAUCCUGCUAAAGACAGUCACCUUUGACAAGAUCAAGAAGCACAAGAAGUACCACGGUUGUGUCCUGCUCAAAAUCGUGGACUUUUAUCACGAAGUUCUCCAGAGACAAGACGGAGAUUAUACUGACCUGUGGGGCCUGUUGGAUGAAGUGAAGGACUGUGUUCCCAGAAUGAAGAAGAUCUGUGAAAAGCUGUACCAGGAUGCUGCUGGGAAGCCGGUGAAUGAGUCCAAGAUAGAGGAAGACAUGGAGCUGCUGUCGAAGGACGCAGCCAUUCUGCAGCUGCAGAGACUGAAGGCAGCCAGCAGAAAGGUGGUUGAGCUGUCCGAGAGGGCGACUCUGGACAAGGCCAUGGGAGAGCUACCGGGUCUGGAUGAUUACAUCCAGGGGAAGGGCCUCCGCAGGAGCUGAGGAAGUAAUCAGACCGGCAGUGACUACGCACACACAGCCCUGCGUUACCGUGACUACGCACACACAGCCCUGCAUUACCGUGACUACGCACACACAGCCCUGCGUUACCGUGACUACGUAGACACAGCCCUGCGUUACCGUGACUACGCACACGCAGCCCUGCGUUGCCGUGACUACGCACACGCAGCCCUGCGUUACCGUGACUAUGCACACACAGCCCUGCGUUACCGUGACUACGUACACGCAGCCCUGCGUUACCUUGACUACGUACACGCAGCCUUGCGUUUACCGUCUUUUUUGAUAUCACAUUUACUGGCUUUACUCUCUCUAGCUCUCUCUGCUUGUAGCCAUAUUCCCUUAGACAUGUUCUGACAUCGCAACGAGAAAAACGUGUUUGUGGUUUUGUGACCACGUUGUUUAUCUACUUCUUCAACUGCCUUGGAUUACUGUCAACAUGUUGAUUGACUUUUAAUUUUGAACUUGUCCAAUACUCAGUUGGGGAGAAUGUUUGCUUCCUCUGUUUUCUGCUGGUACUACAUGUUCUGUUUUCUGCUGGUACUGCAUGUUCUGUUUUCUGCUGGUACUGCAUGUUCUGUUUCUGCUGGUACUGCAUGUUCUUGUGUACUGUGUAUAUACCAUAUGCUUCUCUGGAGCGAUACUCUCCUACAGGACUAUAUUACUUUAUUUUGAAGUAAGCCAGAGCACAUAGAGAACGUGUUUUCUCCAGAUAUCUGUACUUUCAGUGAAAGGUCUAAUCUGAGACAGUGAAUGCAGGCAUUCGACUAUAGAUUUAUCACGCCAGCAUAUCAAUGGAUGUUGUUGUUUUUUUCUAUGAAAACCCUGUCUGUAAAAACACACUGAGGCCCAUGAAUGUAUUACGUCUGCAUUUGAACCUGUGCAUCAAUAAAAGAGACACCUGCAACACCUGAUUCAGUACCCUAGAACCCAGUGGAAAAACCCUCUCCUGUGUACCUGUGUGCAGAGAGGGAGAGACUGGGAAGGAGGUUGGA